UGGAAGGGGAAGGUGUGUUUUGAGAUUCGUCUAAACUUAAUCAAUGUGUACUAUUAGUGAUAGUGAUCAAAUUAGUGACUGUGAUGAUGAUAUGUAAUGUAAUGCAGAAUAAUCAACGCAGUGGCGAGUUGUAGUAACAAUUCACCUGACAGCCAUAGCUGCUCUGAUGAUGGUCACCAUGGCCACGGGGAUAUCAUACUCGUACGAGAAGCUGCACGGCGCCAUUGAGAUUGUGACACCAGAUAUGGAAUUUGUGAUCCGCUUCCCGUCUGUCAUACAAUGCGCAGCCAGGGCCUCCUUACAUCAGUCGGUAUACUUUGGCACCAAGAUCUACCUCGACGGCUUCAAGUGCUUCUUGUCAUCUCCCGGAGCCUCCGCCACUUCUCUGCAGAACACGACGAAUCCUGACGACAUUGUAUGGGCAAAAGCUGGUGGAACAUCUACCUCUUCAACAACAGCUGCCCCUGGUCCUGCAGCUGGAGGUCUGUGCACAGCUUGCAACCCUGCAGACUCAAGUACUUGGGGCAUAAUACCCGGGCAAGUGGGUUGUUCGUCUUUCAACAUGUGCAGUGCCAACGGAGUGACUACCCAGAUGUGCGCGGCGACCCUCGUCAUGAGCGACACUGGAAACUGUAAUUUCCCUUCUGCGGUUAACCAAGCUUGUCAGUGCUAGGACCAUUUCACGGUUCAUAGCUGUUGCGUACAAAUGAAGUAUCAAGUCUAUUUACACCCAAGUUAAGAUUCUGCAGAUAAGUAAGGACGAUUCUUAAGCAAAGAACAGCUAAAAAAAUUUCUGGUUUUAUUUAUGAAGUUCAAAGUUUUACUGGUAAACUGAUUUAUCAGUCGGUAAAAAAAAAAGCUCUGUAAAAUUCUGAGUCUUUCAUUUGAGGAAUAUUCCUAAACUGUAGAACUUAAUUCAUGUUAAUUUCUAAUGAAGAAUUCUUAUUGGUCAGUGUUUGCAAACUAGCGCAGGCGCAUUUGAUGUGAUGAAUAUUAUAAAUCACA
Macrobrachium nipponense is the source of this 1005-nucleotide messenger RNA. RefSeq lists its product as uncharacterized. Lineage: Eukaryota; Metazoa; Arthropoda; Malacostraca; Decapoda; Palaemonidae. The transcript is spliced from 5 exons. The record is from RefSeq and is a predicted model, not a curated record. Bases 167 to 673 code for a protein of 168 amino acids.